UGGUGAGUUCCCCCCAAUAUGGCGGAGGGGCCAGCCGUGCGGAUGGACCGUCUCUCCCACUCUGAUGCUUGUUUUGUGUCUUGAGGGAGGGCGUUUUAUUUUACAUUUUUUUGACAUUCCCUCGCCACCGCCUGGUUUCUUCUCAGAUAGACUGCACUCGUGUUUCUCGGCGGAGUCAUGGCAGACCGCGGCGUGGAUUUGUCCGCCCUGCCAAAAGAGGUUAGAGACCAAUUGGCGGAGUUGGAUCUGGAGCUGUCUGAAGGUGACAUCACGCAGAAGGGCUAUGAGAAGAAGAAAGCCAAGCUGCUGGCCUCCUACAUCUCCCAUUUGCCAAAUGUGGAUCUUUCUCUGCCAGAUGUACAGCUUUCUCCUGGCCACAGUGUCGACCCCAGCCCGAGUCCUGAGGCCCCGGGCCCCUCCACGUCUUCAGCCUCCAGACACCACCGCACACACCGCAGUGGAGGGGCCAGGGAUGAUCGCUACAGAUCAGAUAUCCACACAGAGGCUGUGCAGGCAGCACUGGCCAAACACAAAGAAGAGAAGAUGGCACUGCCCAUGCCAACCAAGAGACGCUCAGCCUUUGUCCAGUCGCCCAUAGAUACCUGCACACCUCCAGACACAUCUUCUGCAUCAGAGGAUGAGGGCUCACUGCGCAGAAAGGCAGCUCUCAGUGCAGUGCUGGCCCAGAGCCUGCAGAGCCCUGAUUACUGGAUCAACCGUUCCGUCCAGAGCUCCUCCACGUCCUCAUCUGCUUCCUCAACCCUCUCCCAUGGAGAGCCCAAGACCCAGCCACAGUCUCAGCCACAGCCCUCACCUGCUGCUUCCUUGUUGGCCGAUGUCCUGGCUCACACACGCAUAGAAAACAGUGUCCCCCCAGAUGUGACAUCCUCCACUCCACAGGAGAGAGGGUCAAGGGUGGACCUGCCUCCGGCGGUCAGGGGCAUGAGCCGUGGACAGAGCCGCUCCAGCAUGCUGGAUACCGCCGACGGAAAAAGAAAAGGCGUGCCUGUCAACAGCAGGGUGUCAACUAAGAUCCAGCAGCUGUUGAACACACUCAAACGGCCAAAGAGACCACCGCUCAGCGAAUUCUUCGUUGAUGACUCUGAGGAAAUUGUAGAAGUGCCCCAGCCAGACCCCAACACCCCAAAGCCAGAGGGACGUCAAAUCAUCCCAGUGAAGGGGGAGCCCCUCGGAGUUGUCAGUAACUGGCCCCCUGCCCUGCAGGCUGCCCUGGCCCGAUGGGGGGCCACCCAGGCCAAGAGCCCUGCCCUCACUGCGCUGGAUAUUACCGGCAAACCCCUCUACACGCUCACUUAUGGUAAACUAUGGAGUCGCAGUCUGAAACUGGCCUAUACACUUCUGAAUAAACUGGGCACCAAGACAGAACCGGUCCUACAACCUGGAGAUCGGGUGGCGCUGGUGUAUCCAAACAGCGACCCUGGCAUGUUCUGGGUGGCUUUCUAUGGCUGCCUGUUAGCCGAGGUCAUCCCUGUGCCCAUUGAGGUGCCACUGUCAAGACAGGAUGCAGGCAGCCAGCAGAUCGGCUUUCUAUUGGGCAGCUGUGGUGUCAGUCUAGCACUCACCAGUGAGGUUUGUCUCAAGGGGCUGCCCAAGACACCAAACGGAGAGAUCAUCCAGUUCAAAGGAUGGCCAAGGAUGAAAUGGGUAGUGACAGACACUAAGUACCUGACCAAACCAUCCAAAGACUGGCAGCCUCACAUCCCCACUGCCAACACAGACACCGCCUAUAUAGAGUACAAAGCGAGUAAGGAGGGGACAGUGAUGGGUGUUGCUGUAUCCAAGAUCUCCAUGCUGACCCACUGUCAAGCCCUGUCGCAGGCCUGUAACUACUGUGAAGGGGAGACACUGGUCAAUGUGUUGGACUGCAAGAAGGAUAUGGGCCUGUGGCAUGGCGUCCUAACGAGUGUCAUGAACAGAAUCCACACCAUCACAGUGCCAUAUGCUGUCAUGAAAGCAUGUCCCAUGUCCUGGGUGCAGAGGGUCCACAUUCACAAAGCACGUGUGGCCUUGGUGAAGUGCCGUGACCUCCACUGGGCCAUGAUGGCCCAUAAGGAGCAGAGGGACAUCAACCUGUCCUCCAUACGCAUGCUUAUUGUGGCUGAUGGAGCAAACCCAUGGUCUGUGUCAUCGUGUGAUGCCUUCCUGAAUGUGUUUCAGUCUCAUGGUCUGAAGCCUGAGGUGAUCUGUCCAUGCGCCACCUCUCCUGAGGCCCUGACUGUGGCCAUACGAAGGCCUGGUGCACGAGGAGCUCCACUACCAGCCAGGGCCAUCCUGUCCAUGGGUGGGCUGAGCCACGGGGUGAUCAGGGUGAACACAGAGGACAAGAACUCUGCUCUCACUGUUCAGGAUGUGGGCCACAUCAUGCCUGGAGCUCUGAUGUGCAUUGUGAAACCAGACGGGCCCCCUCAGCUGUGCAAGACAGAUGAAAUAGGAGAGAUUGUCAUCAACUCUCGGGCUGGAGGCACCAUGUACUACGGCCUGCCUGGUGUCACCAAGAACACAUUUGAGGUGAUCCCUGUUAACCAAGCUGGAGCACCCAUAGGCGAAAUUCCCUUCAGUCGGACUGGUCUGCUUGGAUUUGUAGGACCGGGCAGUCUGGUGUUUGUUGUGGGGAAGAUUGAGGGGCUGCUGAUGGUGAGCGGGCGACGCCACAACGCAGACGAUCUGGUGGCCACCGCGCUAGCAGUGGAGCCUGUCAAAACAGUUUACAGGGGGAGGAUUGCUGUGUUCUCCGUGACGGUGUUUUAUGACGAGAGGAUUGUGAUUGUGGCAGAGCAGAGACCUGACGCCAGUGAGGAGGACAGCUUCCAGUGGAUGAGCCGAGUACUGCAGGCCAUCGACAGUAUCCACCAGGUCGGCUUGUACUGCCUCGCGCUCGUCCCAGCCAACACCCUCCCAAAGACUCCCCUUGGAGGUAUCCACAUCUGUGAAACCAAGCAGAACUUUCUGGAGGGAAACCUGCACCCCUGUAAUAUUCUCAUGUGCCCGCACACCUGUGUUACCAACAUGCCGAAGCCACGGCAGAAACAGCCAGUGGAUGUUGGUCCUGCUUCUAUGCUGGUCGGGAACUUGGUGGCGGGGAAACGGAUCGCCCAGGCUAUAGGCAGAGAGCUGGGUGUGGUGGAGGACCAGGAUCUGAUCCGAAAGCACCAGUUCCUGUCUGAAGCUCUGCAAUGGAGAGCUCAAACUGACCCAGACCAUGUCCUGUAUGUGCUGCUCAAUGCCAAGGGGGUGCCAGUUUGCACCGCCACUUGUGCUCAGCUGCACAAGAGAGCAGAGAAAAUCACAGCUACCCUAAUGGAGAGAGGAGGCCUCAACACCGGAGACAAUGUGGUGCUGCUUUAUCCCCCAGGUAUUGACCUGAUUGCUGCCUUCUAUGGCUGUCUCUAUGCGGGUGUCAUCCCUGUGACGGUGCGACCGCCCCACCCACAGAACCUGGCUGCUACUCUCCCCACUGUCCGCAUGAUCAUCGAUGUGAGCAAAGCAGCCUGCAUCCUCACCACUCAGCCUCUCAUGAGGAUCCUCAGGUCCAGGGAGGCUGCUGCCAGCGUCAACGUCAAGACGUGGCCCACUAUCAUCGAUACAGAUGAUCUCCCCAGAAAGCGGCCUCCACAAAUUUAUAAGCCCCCUACAGCUGAGAUGCUGGCCUACCUGGACUUCAGUGUGUCCACCACAGGCAUGUUGACCGGAGUCAAGAUGUCUCACGCUGCGGUCAGUACUCUGUGCCGCUCCAUUAAGCUGCAGUGUGAGCUCUACUCCUCACGACAAAUAGCCAUCUGCCUGGACCCCUAUUGUGGCUUGGGCUUCGUCCUGUGGUGCCUCUCCAGUGUUUACUCAGGUCACCAGUCCAUCCUUAUCCCUCCCCUGGAGCUGGAGAGCUCGCUGCCUCUGUGGCUGAGCACGCUCAGUCAGUACAAGAUCAGAGACACCUUCUGCUCCUACUCUGUCAUGGAGCUCUGCACCAAAGGUCUGGGCACCCAGACAGAGAUGCUGAAGGCUCGGGGUCUAAAUCUGUCGUGCGUGCGGAGCUGUGUGGUGAUAGCAGAGGAGCGUCCCCGUCUCGCUCUCACGCAGUCCUUCUCCAAGCUCUUCAAAGAUCUCGGCCUGUCGCCGCGCGCUGUCAGCACCGCCUUCGGCUCCAGGGUCAACCUGGCCAUCUGCCUGCAGGGCACUGCUGGACCAGACCCCUCCACCUCCUACGUUGACAUGAAGUCUCUGCGCCACGAUAGGGUGAGGCUGGUUGAACGAGGAGCGCCACAGAGUCUUCCACUCAUGGAGUCAGGCACAAUCCUACCAGGAGUGAGGGUCAUCAUAGUCAACCCAGAGACCAGAGGCCCUCUGGGAGAUUCACAUCUUGGGGAGAUCUGGGUAAACAGCCCUCACAGUGCCAGUGGCUACUACACCAUCUACGGCGAGGAGAGCCUGCAGGCCGAUCAUUUCAACACCAGGCUCAGCUUUGGGGAGCCCCACACUCUGUGGGCCAGGACGGGCUACCUGGGUUUCAUAAAGCGGACUGAGCUAACGGAUGCAAGUGGAGAUCGUCAUGAUGCCUUGUUUGUGGUGGGCUCCCUCGAUGAAACAUUGGAGUUGAGGGGGUUACGCUAUCACCCCAUCGACAUCGAGACGUCUGUAUCCCGAGCCCACCGCAGCAUCGCAGAAAGUGCUGUGUUUACAUGGACCAACCUGCUGGUGGUGGUGGCGGAGCUGAGCGGCUCGGAGCAGGAGGCCUUGGACCUGGUGCCGCUCGUCACCAACGUGGUCCUGGAGGAACACCACCUCAUCGUCGGGGUGGUGGUCAUCGUGGACCCCGGGGUGAUUCCCAUCAACUCCAGAGGAGAGAAGCAGAGGAUGCACCUGCGGGACUCCUUCCUGGCAGACCAACUGGACCCCAUCUACGUGGCCUACAACAUGUGAUCGCCCUUCACCAACUGAUGAAAAUGCAGAAAACUGAGCCAGGCUCUGAAAAAAGACAUGUGGGUGAGCGACACAGGGGUGCAAUCAGUAGUGAUCCCAGUGUUAAACCUCAGACACACAUUCAAAACACCAAACUAUGUGGGAAUGCGAGAACAGUACACGAGUACUGUAAUGAGAACGUGCUUCCCUUUCAGAAACUGUUCUGUCUUUUGCUUCCACCUGCUCAAUCGCUGCAGUCCAGGUUCACUGACUUUUCAACUGAGGGAGAAGGAUGUUUUCUCUCCUCUUGAUAGUAGAUUCAUCUGCCAACUGGAGGAAACGUGAUCUCCUUCCUUUCUGUGCAUCCCACUUCUCCCUCAUAGCUCCAAUUCAUGUUUUUUUUAAAGACCUUUUUAAUUACAUACUUUUAUCAAAGAAAGAAAUCCUCCCCUCCUCCCGUUCCUUGGUUUUUAUCCUGAACCAUUCAUCCCCAUGUGUUUUCUUUGUUUGUUUUUAACCCCCUCGAUUCUUCAAGUCAGGAUGGCGCACUGGAACUGCUGAGAGGAGCUGGAACUUUCCCCUCUUGCACUUUAAGUCCUCGCACCUCUGAGUCCACUUCCUGUCCCAUCUGCCUCAAGGGGACACACCCCCUCCCCCAUGUUUGGUGCUUUUUUACAAGAGCAAAUCCACAUCAGUAUUACAAAGUGCCACCAGCAAGUGCAGCCCACAGGGGCGGUCCUGACAUCACACCUUUUCUACCAGGUGCACCGUGGCUUUCACCUCCCAUCACAUACUGUGUUUGCCAGCAGAUAUGCAUUCAGGCAUUACAAAAUGUCCUAAAAAAACCUCAUGAAUUAUUUGUUGAUGUGGGAAAAGAAAGACUGGCUUCAUAGACAUACAAACCUGGAUAUCACAGAUGAUCUUUAAUGGGCAGAAACACAGAUUCAUUUUCAUUGUGAGUAGGAGUCCGUUAGAUAGUCCUUAUGACUGUGAAGUACUAAUACAUAUUUUCCAAAGCACCAAUUUUCAGAAGAAGGUUUGAAGGUAUACCUGAUGUUUAGGUGUGCAUGCUAAUUUGGAGUACAAUCAAUGCGGGCUAAAAAAAAAAAGAAACUAAUAAGCCAAGGAGUCACACAGCAAU
This is a messenger RNA of Micropterus dolomieu (smallmouth bass), 6055 nucleotides long. It is a transcript of the gene dip2ba, whose product is annotated as disco-interacting protein 2 homolog Ba. The transcript has 39 exons. The record is from RefSeq and is a predicted model, not a curated record. Bases 178 to 4935 code for a protein of 1585 amino acids. NCBI's taxonomy places the organism in Eukaryota, Metazoa, Chordata, Actinopteri, Centrarchiformes, Centrarchidae.